AAACAUUUGGUGAAAAGUGUAUUGAGCGCAAUCAGAAAGACCCCUGUGGGUUUGGCUUCAUACACUGUUGGACUUGAAUCUCGCCUUGAAGAAGCGACAAAAAUGUUGGAUGUUAAAUCCAAUGGAAUCCGAGUUUUGGGAAUUCAUGGCAUGGGCGGGGUUGGCAAGACAACCCUCGCUACGGCUCUCUUCAACAAAGUUGUUGGACACUUUGAGCACCGCAGUUUUGUAUCGAGUGUCAGAGAAAUUUCGGCUCAAGAGGAUGGUCUUGUAUCUCUUCAAAACAAACUCAUUAAGGACCUUUCCAACGGUAGUGAUGUAGAUGAUGUUAAUCAUGGAAUUGCUUCAAUCAAACGGAUAGUAAAUGAGAGGCGAGUUCUAGUGGUUUUGGAUGAUGUUGACAAUGUAAGCCAACUAAAUGCGGUAAUGGCUAAAAGAAAGUGGUUUUAUGAAGGAAGUAGGAUUAUUAUUACCACUAGAGAUCAAGAAGUUUUACAACAACCGCUUGUGGAUAUGAAGUAUGAGGUCAGAGAAUUGGAUACAUCUGAGGCGCUAAAACUUUUUAGUUACCAUGCACUAAGAAAAGAGAAACCAACAGGUAUGUUCUUCAAGCUGUCCGAGCAAAUUGUGUUGUUAACCGGAGGGUUACCGUUGGCUCUAGAAGUGUUUGGUUCUAUGCUUUUUGACAAAAGGAGGAUAGAGGAAUGGAAAGAUGCGCUACAGAAACUGAAGCAGAUUCGACCGGCAAAUCUUCAAGACGUUUUGAAGAUCAGCUAUGAUGCGCUAGAUGAGCAAGAGAAAUGCAUAUUCCUUGACAUCUCGUGUCAGUUUGUUACGAUGGGAAUGGAUAGAGAUUAUGCAGUUGACAUUCUGAAGGCGUGUGGUUUUGGGGCCGAGACAGCAAUCACAGACCUCACGGCAAAAUCGCUCAUUAAGAUUACUGAAGAGAAUACUCUGUGGAUGCAUGACCAAGUUAGAGACAUGGGAAGACAAAUUGUUUGGCAUGAAAAUCCGCUUGAUCCUUGCAUGCGUAGCAGACUGUGGGACCGUGAUGAUAUCAUGACUGUCUUCUUGGAUGAUGAGGUAAAAAUUAUACUAUAG
This is a messenger RNA of Morus notabilis, 1101 nucleotides long. RefSeq names its product TMV resistance protein N-like. The record is from RefSeq and is a predicted model, not a curated record. NCBI's taxonomy places the organism in Eukaryota, Viridiplantae, Streptophyta, Magnoliopsida, Rosales, Moraceae. The annotation marks the transcript as partial. Gene Ontology annotation, biological process: defense response. The transcript has a single exon. Gene Ontology annotation, molecular function: ADP binding.